This is a messenger RNA of Hansenula anomala, 462 nucleotides long. It is a transcript of the gene MRPL28, whose product is annotated as mitochondrial 54S ribosomal protein mL40. Gene Ontology annotation, biological process: mitochondrial translation. The transcript is spliced from 2 exons. NCBI's taxonomy places the organism in Eukaryota, Fungi, Ascomycota, Saccharomycetes, Phaffomycetales, Wickerhamomycetaceae. The record is from RefSeq and is a predicted model, not a curated record. Gene Ontology annotation, molecular function: structural constituent of ribosome. The coding region runs from base 1 to 462 and encodes 153 amino acids.
AUGCUUAGAUCAAUCAUAUCCAAGAGCAGUACCAUACAGACUGUGAGUCGUCCAAUUCAAUUUGUUCGUGGUAAACGUACCAAAAGAACUAGUUCAGUUUCACCAGCUACACAAAGAAUCAUUACACAAUUAUCCGUUUUCAGUGCGAGAAAGAAAGUUCCAAGAGUUUUGAAAUUAUGUGCUGAAGAUCUUGUGAGACAUGACACAAUUACUAAAGCCUGGGCUGUCUACCAAAAAGAUAAAAGAACAAAACUACAAGAUAACCUUGCUAAACAAUAUAAUGCUAUGAACAAUGCUAUGGAAGAUUUGAAACAAAGCAACAGAGAACUAUAUGAGCUGGCUAAUGCUAAACAAAUUGGUAAAAGAUUCCCAUUGGAUGCUAGAAUUCCAACACAAUAUCCACCAAAUAAGAUAUGGUAUUAUGAUUUUACUCCAAAAGAACCAAAACAAGAUAAGAAAUAA